Molecule: messenger RNA, 919 nt
Organism: Vigna unguiculata (cowpea)
Lineage: Eukaryota; Viridiplantae; Streptophyta; Magnoliopsida; Fabales; Fabaceae
Product: Ribosomal protein L20
Biological process (GO): translation
Cellular component (GO): ribosome
Molecular function (GO): rRNA binding; structural constituent of ribosome
Source: RefSeq, a predicted model, not a curated record
CUUGGUACUCACCAAAAAUAAUUUCUCCUUCUCUACUCUCCUAAUAUCAUUUACCCUUUUGAAAGCUAAACCAAGCUCUCCUCUGUGCUUGAUCGUGACGGCCGGAACCCGCUCGCCUCCGCUCUGCUCCGCCAGUACACCCGUGAGAACCUCCGCUCCACCGUCACCCGUGCCGUGAGAAACUCACCUCACAUUCGCGUGCUCUCUGGUAUUUUUUACGGGUGUCUGUCUAUUGACUAUCCGUCUCUACCUGUUGUCAUCCACAACUGCUGGGAGGGCAUGGUUUGAGCAAUAAAGAACAAAGAGGAGAAAAUGAACAAGGAUAAGAUCUUCAAGUUAGCAAAAGGGUUCAGGGGUAGAGCCAAGAAUUGCAUAAGGAUUGCAAGGGAGAGAGUGGAGAAGGCCUUGCAAUAUUCUUAUAGAGAUCGUCGUAACAAAAAGAGGGACAUGCGUUCUCUUUGGAUCCAAAGGAUCAAUGCUGGUACCCGUGUACAUGGGGUCAAUUAUGGGAACUUUAUGCAUGGGCUGAUGAAGGAGAAUAUCCAACUUAACAGAAAAGUUCUGUCAGAGUUAUCUAUGCAUGAACCCUAUAGCUUCAAGUCUUUGGUUGAUAUAUCGCGAAAUGCAUUUCCAGGAAACAAGAAUGUUGUGAUUCCUCCUAGAAAGGUCGCCUUUUAGGGGUCAUGACAUGACACUUUAGCAAACAUUUAGUGGUCGUUUAUGUUAGAUUCCUUAACAAAUUUUGAGGAGUUCGGGUUUCGUACGCUAUCUUUUCAAUUUUAUAUGUCUGUAAUUCACGAAGACAUUAUUAUUGAAUACUCUUUAUCUGUAUGAUCUUCCUCCUUCGCUACCCCUUUUCAAUGUCAGAAAUGUUGGGACAAUAAUAAGCCUUAAUCCCAAGUACGGUGCAUUUUGCUUC